AGUACGAGAAGUACCAGAAUGAAUGUCAUGUUGUGGGUACGCUAAUGUCGUCUGUAGCAAGCAAUUUACUGUAAAAAUGACCGGGCACACUUUAUUUAGCGUCGCAUUGUUAACCAGACACGUCGUAAACAAUGCGUCAUUACUAACUCUCCGCAGGAAUAACGCGUUAAACAAGUUACAAGCGUGUGGGUAUGCGAAAAAAGUGGUCGUUAAAGGCAAAGGAAAAGGGAUGGUUAAAGAGGAGAUGCAAGGACCAGAGGUAUGCAAAGAUCCAGUCAGACUGACUUCUUAUGCAGUGGGUGUCAACAUCUACAAACAAGGAGAAGACCCCCAACUCAAACCAGUGGAGGAAUACCCAGAGUGGCUCUUUCAGUUAAACUUAGAGGCGCCACACAAGCUGCACGACCUGGAGGAACAUACCUGGGAGUACUGGAAGCGUCUUCGGAAGGAGAAUAUCUGGCGUCACAACAGAUUACAUAAAGGAAAGAAGUUUUAGACAACCGGACUGGACCGGGUUGUUUAUAUCAUGUCGUUUGCAUCCAAUGACUUGAGUGUUCAUGUGUUUGUAUUUUAUUUUCUAAUAUCCAUCCCUCAUUAAAUUUACAGUAUAGACUUUCA
Syngnathus typhle (broad-nosed pipefish) is the source of this 618-nucleotide messenger RNA. It is a transcript of the gene mrpl54, whose product is annotated as mitochondrial ribosomal protein L54. Gene Ontology annotation, cellular component: mitochondrial large ribosomal subunit. Bases 23 to 496 code for a protein of 157 amino acids. The record is from RefSeq and is a predicted model, not a curated record. NCBI's taxonomy places the organism in Eukaryota, Metazoa, Chordata, Actinopteri, Syngnathiformes, Syngnathidae. Gene Ontology annotation, molecular function: structural constituent of ribosome. The transcript has 3 exons.